Messenger RNA from Rotaria sp. Silwood2, 2421 nucleotides. Lineage: Eukaryota; Metazoa; Rotifera; Eurotatoria; Philodinida; Philodinidae. The record is from the annotation of a GenBank genome assembly.
AUGGAUAAUGAUCCAUCAAAUAUAAUCUCCACUCAACAAACAAAUAUUGUUAAUAUUCUUAAACACCAAACAACAUUUAUUAAAUAUAAACCAAAUGCUCGUACAUAUUCACGUUUAUAUUAUUUGGUUUUAUCGGAAGAUGCUAUACAUUAUUUUGGUUCAAAACAUAAAUCAAAAAGUCAAGCAUGUAUGAUUAAAGAUAUUGAUCAAAUUCGUCCAGGCUUUACAACAGCUGUUUGGAGAAAAUGCUUAGAUAAAAGAAAAAUUACCAAUGAUAAAGCUAAUCUAGCUUUUUCAAUUCUUUAUAAUAAUAAUCGUCAAUCACUUGAUUUACUUGCUGAAAGUGAAGAUAUUCGUUCACAAUGGAUACAAGGUUUAGAAUUUUUAAUAACUCGUUAUCAAUCACAUAUGCGUACGCACCGUGAAAUAACUGAUAAAUGGAUAUGGCACUUAUUUUUACAAGCUGAUUCUGAUCAAUCAGGACAGCUAAGUCGUAAUGAAAUUCAACGUCUUUUAUAUACACUUAAUAUUCAAUUAAAUGAUAAUGAAAUUGAUUUGUAUUUUGAUCAAGCUAAUAUACGUGCAGGAAAUAAUCAACAAUUAACACAUUUAGACAAAGAUGAAUUUUUAGUCUUUUACAAAUAUGUCUCACAACGACCAGAAUUGUUAAAAAUUAUUUGUCAAUUUAAUGAUAGUAGUAAUGAAGAAAUGGCAGGAACUUUAUCUGAAUAUACUGUAAUCCAUAAAUUACCUCACGUAAUAUUUAAUCAUAAUACACAUAAUCAUUCUCAUUCAUUAAAUCUUCGAAAAUCAAAAAAUUCUAAAAAUAAAAAUCAUACAUCGAGUUUUCGUCGACGUUCAGCAUCCAUAACACCUGAAAGUUCAACAUCAUCACAAGGAGCUGGAAGAAAGAAUUUUUUAACCAUUGAACAAUUAAAAGAUUUUCUACAAAAAGAAGAACAUAUGAAUGCUUUAUCAAUUGAAGAUUGUUCAAGAUUAAUUGUUCGAUUUGAACCAUCUAUUGAAGGACGUCAAUGUGAAGAAAUAGGUGUUGAUGGUUUUCGUUUACUUUUACUUCAUGAUGAAUUCUGUAUUAUGAAUCCGGAUAAAAUUCAUCGUAUAUAUCAUGAUAUGACACGACCAAUUACUGAUUAUUUUAUUGCAACAUCACAUAAUACUUAUAUUCAAGAUAAUCAAGUUUAUGGUGAUUGUACGGCUGAAACUUAUAUACAUGCAUUAAGAACUGGUUGUCGAGCAGUUGAAAUCGAUUGUUAUGAUGGUGAUAAUAUGGAACCGAUUGUUUAUCAUGGAAAAACAUUAACUACAUCAAUUAAACUUCAAGAAAUUUUAAUUGCUAUUGAAACACAAGCAUUUACUGUUUCACCUUAUCCAUUAUUUUUAAAUAUUGAAAAUCAUUGUUCAUAUCAACAGCAAGGUGUUAUAGCACGUCUUUUAAAAGACAUUUUUAAAAAUCAUUUAUUAUCUAAACCAUUGAUAGAAGAUUUUCAAACAUUACCAUCACCUGAACAAUUAAAAUAUAAAGUUAUAAUUAGAAGUCGUUGCCAUUCCAAAGGCACAACAGCAACUAAUACAAAAUUGAAUCGAAUCAAUAAUGAAAUAGAAUCAAAUAUUAAUGAUUAUCAUCCUGAUUUAGCUAGUUUAUUAAUUUAUUGUCAAAACGUUUCAUUUACUAAUAUAUCGCAUACACUAUCUACUCAAUCAACAGCUGAUGAUUUAAUUGCUACAGAAUCACCACAUCAUCUCGAUCUUAUUCAAUUAACUCAACAUCAUUUAGUACGUGUUUAUCCGGGAACAGUGCGACAGAAUUCAAGUAAUAUACAUCCAUUAUUUUAUUGGACUUAUGGAAUUCAAAUGGUUGCCCUUAAUUAUCAAGCAAACGAUGAAUCGAUGUGUCUUCAACAUGGAUUUUUUAGUGAUAAUGGUGGAUGUGGUUAUCUUUUAAAACCAUCAUGUUUAUUAGGAAAUGGCUCAUCGUAUGAUCCAAAAGAAAAAUUUUAUGAAAAAGGAAAACGUUUACAAAUUCAUCUUAUUAGUGGACAACAUUUACCAAAAGAAAAUAAUUCAAUUGAUGAUCCUGAUAUAUCGGAUCCAUAUGUCAAAGUUCGUACAUAUGGUAUCGAAUGUGAUUAUACAGAACAUCGUACACCAUCAAUACGUAACAAUGGCUUAAAUCCAAUAUGGGAUUAUAAAAUAACAGCAGAUAUUUAUUGUCCAGAAUUAUGUCUUGUUAUUUUUCAAGUACGUGAUAAUGAUCGAUAUGGUCGUUCAUCAUUUAUUGGACAAGCUUGUAUACCAUUUAAUGCACUUCAAUUAGGUUAUAGACAUAUUAAAUUAAAAGCAAAAAAUGGAGAUUAUAUUCAUGGAACAAUAUUUGUACAUGUUAAAAUUGAUGAUUUCUGA